AUGUUUGCCAAAGCUAAGAAGGCCUCAAUGAAGAAGCUCAAGAAAAUUCGCGAUCUUGCUCGCAUGGCUGUCAAGCCUGAAAGUCCAGAGGAGAGGCGGAUGAAGCUGAAAAGGCGAACCAUGCUUGUUCUUCUCAACUUGGCUCUUUUAUCGUUCAGCAUUGCGCUGAUUUGUGCCGGGGUUCAAGGCAGACGGAACCUGAAGAGUGUGCUGGAUCGCAACAGUGACUUGGGACAGAACAACACAAGCAGCGUCGUCACAGAAGCCCAGCCUAGCAGUGUCAAUGACGUGGAUGAGAAUAAUGUGCCUGGUCGUUUGGAGUCCGCCCGGACGGAUUUAGGCGCAUGGAUGCUCGGCGAUCCAUUCAUUUCUCUGAUAGUUAUCGGUUCCCUCCUUAUUGCGAUUAGUGUGACUGGCGUUGUUGGAGCUGUUACAACGAAUCCUCAAGUUUUAUUCGGGUACUAUGCUCCCUCAUUUGUCAUGGUAGCGAUUUUGAUAUAUCUUGGUUGCUUCUGCUUCAUCUUCGCAGCUGACGAGAGGAUGUAUUCCGAGAUAUUGGAAACGUACGUCAGCACAACAGCACAAUCAGCAGUGGACCAAAUGUUGCUCGCGAAGACACAUCGAGCUUUGAUUGAAGGAGGCGUUCUCUCAGUUUUGUCCUCCGUCUUGCUCGUUCUUGGCCUCUGGAUUUCAUCAACGUUAAUGGGACAUGAAUAUGCUGCAAAGCAAAUGGCGAUGAGCAUGAAUAUUCUCACGAUGGUGUUUGGAGCAUUUAUUCUGUAUCUAUCCAUUGUUACAUCCCAAGCCCACAUUGCGGGAGCCUAUGCUGCCAUUAUUGUAGCUAUCGUGGGCGCCUUCACUGUUCUACUUUCCGUUGUUGGUUAUUUUGGCCUGGCAAACAACAGCAGGUUCCUGCUUGUCUUGCACUCGUUCCUUCUUGCUGUUCUGUGUCUUCUGCUUUUUAUUGGAACAAUUUUAUGCUUUGUUCUGCAAUCCCAAGCGGAUGCAUACAUACAGUCUCACUGGGAUCUGGUUACAACGAAGGUGGCGCACAUUAGCAAGGAAGAAGCGUAUGCUAUUGUCGGCAACCAUAUGGUGCUGAUUGGGGUGGCUGCCAUUAUCUUGUCAGUUUGUCUUCUCUACAACCUGUUUGCAUCAAUUCUGACACUUCACAGUAAUUGGAACAAUUGGGGCAUGAAGGUGAACAGUUUGGAAGUUGACGAGUCUGCAUUGCAAAGUUUUGUUUACAUGCGUCGUCGUUCGAGUAGUCAAAGUUCUGGUGGAAAGCGGCAUCGUACGAAGCCUAAAAAGCAACAGAAGAAACGCCGAGAGUCUUCAGAAGAAGACGAAGAUGACAGUGACUUUAUUGAAGUCCAUCUUUCAGAAGAUGAAGACGAGGAAGGCAAUAGCAGUGUUGUGGAAUCUUCAAGUGACAGUGAUGCCGAUUCAGAGGCUACAAACAGGAGGAAGGAGUCCAAGAGGAGUCGAAAGCAGCAGAAGCAGUCCGGCAAGAAGAGUUCAAAGAGGACAGGGAAGGAUGACCAAGAUGGGAAACGGCAGAGGACACGUAAAGGUCAACGGAAGGGGAAACAUGCUACUGCGACAGACCUACCAGCAGCAGCUGUGCCCACCCAACAGCGUGAUGCAGAGAACAGUGCAUCAGAGUUAUCACAUUCUGAUCUUGAAGCGUCCUACAAGCCAAAACCUGCUGUUUCAAAAUGGGCAGCUGCUGUGAAGCCAGAAACUACACCUGCUUCGGAGAAGGCGAACCCCAAGACCCCUAGCAAGGGCACUGCCAAGAACAAUGAUGCAGAGCGCCAUCCAGGUGGCACAGUCAAGAAGACAGACAAAGUUCUUGAACCAGAAGAUACUCAAAGGAGGACUAGCAAUUAUUUUGAAGAGAGUGAUUAG
Closterium sp. NIES-65 is the source of this 1911-nucleotide messenger RNA. The record is from the annotation of a GenBank genome assembly. NCBI's taxonomy places the organism in Eukaryota, Viridiplantae, Streptophyta, Zygnematophyceae, Desmidiales, Closteriaceae.